Messenger RNA from Phaedon cochleariae (mustard beetle), 3373 nucleotides. Lineage: Eukaryota; Metazoa; Arthropoda; Insecta; Coleoptera; Chrysomelidae. The record is from the annotation of a GenBank genome assembly.
GUUGUUUUAUGUUUUGUGUUUUGUUGAUUUGCGAUUUGAUUUGUUGAUGAAUGUGGAACAGGAUUAACAGCAAUAAAAUAUAAAAUUGUAUAUUGUUGUAUCUCGAAAUUGGUGAAAUGCUAUUAUCCUUUAUGAAAUGAAGAUUCACGCGAGUUUGAUAAAAUUUUACAAGAUGUAUAAUCACUCUUGAUUGAUCAUUCAUUGAUGAUUCAGUCAUCAUUCUUGAGGCAACUGAAUUUGUAGGUUGGUUUUGAUGUGCACACUGCACACCUAGGGAAUCUGAAAUAAAGAGCUAAAGGGAUACUUCAAAAAUGUCUAAAAGACACUCAGAAGAGAGUUCCAGUGGAGGGCAACCUCCUAUCAAAAAGAUCCAUUUUGAACCACAUCUAAUUGGACCAGUUUCUACAUUGGAAGAAAUGGAUAUAAAAGUAUUGCAGUUUCAAAAUAAGAAACUAGCUCAGAGAAUUGAACAAAGAUGCAGAACUGAGCAGGAGCUACGUCAAAGAAUUGAACAGUUAGAGAAAAGGCAAACUCAAGAUGAUGCUAUGCUCAAUGUAGUCAACAGAUAUUGGAAUCAGCUGAAUGAAGACAUUCGCAUAUUGUUACAAAGAUUUGAUGCAGAGACUGCUGAUGAAUCAGAAACUAAAAAUGAAAAUGAGGCAACAACUUCAUUUUUGAUGCAGUUGUCAACUUGGGAUAAGGAUGAACUCAAUGAUAAGUUGGCUAAUAGAGUACAAGUGUCAAGAAGAGCUGUUGCAAAAGUCAUUCAAGCUUUUGAUAGAUUAAUGCAAAGAAAUGAGAAAAUCACAUUAGCUCUGAAAGGAGAACUAGAAGGCCAGGAUGCACCGUCAGUCGACGAAAUCAUCCGACAAACCAACAUCCAACUCCAGGCCGAGAACAGAAACCUGCAAGCUUUGCACACGACGUUACACGAGAAAUACCACACCAACAGCUUGAAGGUGACCGAGCUGCAGGACUCGGUGACGGCCAAAGAGACGGAAACGGCCGAGCUGAAGAACCAAAUCGACGAUUUGCAGUACGAGCUGGAAAAAGUUCGCAACCGGAAUGACAAGCUCGAGACGCAUCUGGCCGAGGCUGUGGAGAAGCUGAAAGCUUACCAUCAGCUUCACGGGGAUCAGCAGGACUGUGCUGGCAAGGAGCAAAAGCCUCAGCAAGCGCCUCAGACAAACGUGUCUCAGGUGAAAUUGGAAGAUCUCAUGAAAGAGAUCGAAGAGUGGAAAGAGAUGGCCAAUAACAGACUACAGGAAUUGGACAAGUUACAUCAGACUCAUAGGGAGACUCUGAAGGAGGUUGAGAAGUUGAAAAUGGAUAUUCGUCAAUUACCUGAGAGUGUUAUUGUCGAAACCACUGAAUAUAAAUGCCUACAGUCCCAGUUCUCAGUACUAUACAAUGAAUCUAUGCAGUUGAAAACACAGUUGGAUGAGGCUCGUCAGCAAGUACAAACAAGCAAGAACUCUCAUCUGAGAAAUAUAGAAAUGAUGGAGGGAGAGGAACUCAUCGCACAAAAGAAAUUGAGGCAAGAGGUUAUGCAAUUGGAAGAUUUCCUCGCCCAACUGAGAAAGGAAUACGAAAUGUUGAGGAUAGAGUUUGAACAGAAUUUGGCGGCUAACGAGCAAACUGGUCCGAUUAACAGAGAGAUGAGGCACCUGAUCACCUCUUUGCAAAACAACACCCAACAACUGAAGGGAGAAGUGCACAGAUACAAGAGGAAAUAUAAGGAGGCUAACGGAGAAAUACCCAAAUUGAGGAAGGAAAUUGAGGAGAUUCAGGCGAAACUGAACCAAGCUCAGGGAGCCAACCAGGAUCAGAAAGAACAGAUCAAGAAAGAAGAAAUCAAAGAAGAAGAUACGUCCAACAGUGAUGGGGCACAAGUUAAGGAAGAACCUAAUUUGACAGUGAAAAAAGAAGAAGAUGACUCUGAGCAAACGGAAGACGGAGAAGGAAACAAGGACCAAGCGUCGGCUUCCGGUUCACCUUCUGCCAAAAAGGAGGGGGUGAAACAAGAGAAGACCGUCGUCAAGAAAGAGGGCGCUGUUAAAGUGGAGAAGGAACAUCGUGACGCCAUGCGGGGCAAAGAAGCGAAAAUAGCAGAAAGCGAAAUAGUUCGAGAUCUGAAGAAUCAGUUGAAGAAAGCACUCAACGAACAGAAAGAAAUGAAAUUACUCUUGGACAUGUACAAAGGUGUUAGCAAAGAACAGAGAGAUAAAGUGCAGAUGAUGGCUGCAGAGAAAAAACUUCGCACCGAUGUAGAAGAACUCAGACAGACGUUGAAAAAAAUGCAGGAGAACAAGAGGGACGACAAGAGAAAGCUGGCGGAAGACGAGGCGCUGAAGAAGAUCAAGCAGCUUGAGGAGCAGAAGUACGAGCUGCAGAAGCAGGUGGCCAGUCACAAGCCCACUGACGGCAGCUGGGGCGGAGGGCAUGCUGCUUUGCACCAGAUGCGACCGUUCGUGGGGUCGCACGAGGAGGAGGCGCUGCUCAACGAGAUGGAGGUCACCGGUCAAGCUUUCGAGGAUAUGCAGGAACAAAACUCCCGGCUGAUCCAGCAGCUCCGCGAAAAGGACGACGCCAACUUCAAACUCAUGUCGGAGCGCAUCAAGUCCAACCAGCUGCACAAGCUGGCCAGAGAGGAGAAAGACGUGCUCAAGGAGCAAGUCGGCACGCUGACCGCCCAAGUCGACUCGGCCAACCUGGUGGUGCGGAAGCUAGAGGAGAAGGAGCGGAUCUUGCAGAACACUCUCUCCACGGUAGAGAAGGAGCUUGCGCUGCGGCAGCAGGCGAUGGAGAUGCACAAGCGGAAAGCGAUCGAGUCGGCUCAGUCGGCAGCCGAUCUCAAACUCCAUUUGGAAAAAUACCACUCUCAAAUGAAGGAGGCACAGCAAGUGGUCGCCGAAAAGACCAGCUCCUUGGAAGCGGAAGCCUACAAAACGAAACGCCUCCAAGAAGAGAUAGCGCAGCUGAAGCGCAAGGCCGAGCGCAUGAAGAAAAUGGAAAUGGCCGGCACGACCUUGGACGAAGUCAUGAUGGAGGAAAUCAGAGAGUACAAGGAAACUCUCACUUGUCCCUCGUGCAAGGUCAAAAGAAAGGACGCCGUGCUGUCCAAGUGCUUCCACGUUUUCUGCUACGACUGUCUCAAGACUCGGUACGAGACCAGGCAGAGGAAGUGUCCCAAGUGUAAUUGCGCGUUCGGUGCCAAUGAUUAUCACCGUCUGUUUUUGUCUAAUUGAUGGGCGAAGCGAGGUUCAGUAAGUUAUUGUCUGUUUUUUGAUUGGUUUGCUUUUUUAUUGGAAGCGUGAAUAGUACGAUUAUAGGUUUAUGUAUCAUGUUUGGCUAUGAUUUGUUUCAUUCUCUU